This is a messenger RNA of Nematocida parisii ERTm1, 707 nucleotides long. RefSeq lists its product as uncharacterized. NCBI's taxonomy places the organism in Eukaryota, Fungi, Microsporidia. The transcript has a single exon. The coding region runs from base 1 to 552 and encodes 183 amino acids. The record is from RefSeq and is a predicted model, not a curated record.
AUGGAAAGAGUCAGGAAGAUUUCAGAGACGUACCCUGUCUUUAAGAAUAUACAAAAUAUGACAAAUAAUCAAGUAAAGCCAGAAUACAUUCUUAUUGCGCUGGCAGCAGUAUUGCUUAUUACUCUGUUCUGUAAGACAGUAGCAGGUGCUAUUACAAAUGUUUUCAUGCUUAUACUCAUUAUAAACCCAUGCACUUCUCUUAUAAUUAGCAAAACAGCUCCUGAUGCAGGAACAAUGAAACACGUUCUAUCAUACUUACUGUGUGCUAUGAUGGUGGUUGCAGUAGAAUCUAUCCUUCGUGUGAUAAUUAGAAAGAUUCCAUUCUACUAUCAUGCCAAGUUUAUAUUCUUCUACUAUUUGUCAGUGCGGCGUACACAGCUUACAGAGUACAUAAACACAACAGUUAUAGUGGGAAUACAUGACGGAAUCCAGGAGAUAAACAAAGUUCAGCCAAAAGAUGUGAUAAAGGCAGCACAGAGUGCAGCCACUCAGAAAAUAAAAAAUACUAUUGAGAGGACUCAGGAAACAGAAUCUCCAAAAAAGGAGGAGUGAAUUGGUCUGGCUAUAUGAUGGAACAAUUUAUACCUAAAUAUAAAGUAUUGUUGGGUACAUGAAGGUGUGUCUAGUGAUAUUUAGCCAAGACAGUGCAUUAUGACAGGAAUAAACUAACUCUACUUUACAUAAGAAUACUCAUUGCUUAAUAAAUA